GCUACGUCCGACCUUGCUCUUGCCUAAUCCCUUGUACUGCGCCUAUCUCAGCAGUUAGAGAGGUUGAGCCGUUGCCGGUGGAUACGACCUGGUUGCUACCGCCGCUGCAAGACCAUCCCGCUUUGCGGCGGGCUCUGGUGAAUACCAGUAGCAACUUAGAACUGGUCCGCCGGCACGGUCCACGCCAAUCCCUCUCUGACACAGAGGAUCCACCUCCAGCCUGUCGAAUCCUGACACAUGCACAACACAUUAUAGCCAUUUGUACAUACAAUACACUUGUUACAUCAGAAAUAAAUGAAGGAGAAUACAAAGUGUUAAGCAAUAAACAAAUCUUACAUCAGCAGGUUACCUUGAGAUAAACCUGACCACCUGCAGCUUCUCACUGUAUUGUAAGUGCAGGUCUUCAUUCUUAUAAAUACCCUGCACCUAGCAUACAGACAGUUCACUUUUACCAUGAAAAUUCUUCUGCUCCUUGCUGCCCUAGUGGCAGGUGUGCUUUGUGAAAGGACAUUUAUAGGAGAGCAGGUGCUUAGGAUAAAAGCAAGGAAUGGUGAACAAAUACGUCAAUUGCAAGAUCUGCAAUCACUGGCACACCUUCAGCUUGAUUUCUGGACUGAACCUGCUAACCCAGAAAUACCAGUUGAUGUUCGAGUUCCCUUUGAUAGUCUUCAGUCAGUGAAGAUCUAUCUGGAAUCCAACAACAUUGAUUACUCCAUAAUGAUUAAGGAUCUACAGGAGGUGAUUCAUGCAGAGAAGCAAGAGAUGGAAAUCAAUCAAAGGAAGGAACGCAACUCUGGUACUUUCAACUAUGGGGCAUACCAUACACUGAACAAUCUAUACAGCGCCAUUGAUGCUAUUGUGCUGGAUUACAAAUCCAUUGUCAGCAAACAGCAGAUUGGACUAUCAUAUGAAAAACGCCCUAUCAACGUUCUUAAGUUCAGCACUGGUGCCAAUCGUCCAGGCAUAUGGAUUGAUGCUGGCAUUCAUUCUCGUGAAUGGGUCACCCAAGCUACUGCUCUCUGGACUGCACACAAGCUUGCUUCCGACUAUGGAAAGGAUUCAUCUAUAACCUCUCUGUUGAACCGUUAUGAUGUAUUUCUUUUGGUUGUCACCAACCCUGAUGGAUAUGUCUAUUCCCACUCAAACGACCGUAUGUGGCGGAAAACCCGUUCCAUUAACAGUGGUAGCCGAUGUGUUGGUGCAGACCCAAACAGAAACUGGAAUGCCGGCUUUGGGGGUCCAGGAGCCAGUUCAGAUCCCUGCUCUGAUUCUUACUAUGGUCCAAGAGCAGAAUCUGAGGUGGAAGUAAAGGCAGUUGCUGACUUUAUUAGGGGACAUGGCAAAAUCAAAGGGUUCAUAAGCAUCCACAGCUACUCCCAGUAUCUGCUCUUCCCUUAUGGAUAUAAGUGUACCAACCCUCCUCACUUUACCGAACUUAACAAUGUUGGCAAAGCUGCUGCUACUGCACUGAGCUCCUUGUAUGGCACCCAGUAUAGAGUUGGAACAAUCUGCUCCACUAUUUAUCAAGCUAGUGGUGGAAGUAUUGACUGGACCUACGACAUUGGAAUCAAAUAUUCAUUUGCCUUUGAGCUUAGAGACACAGGACGUUACGGUUUUCUGCUUCCAUCCACUCAGAUUCUGCCAACAGCACAGGAGACCUGGUUGGGGCUGAAAAAGCUUCUGGAACACAUAAGGGAUAACCCUUAUUAAACAUGAUCUAAUGCAAAACCUGAA
Molecule: messenger RNA, 1734 nt
Organism: Hyla sarda
Lineage: Eukaryota; Metazoa; Chordata; Amphibia; Anura; Hylidae
Product: carboxypeptidase A2-like
Exons: 11
Coding region: 454-1710 (418 amino acids)
Biological process (GO): proteolysis
Molecular function (GO): metallocarboxypeptidase activity; zinc ion binding
Source: RefSeq, a predicted model, not a curated record